AAAUAUUUUAAUAUGAAAGUUGGUUUUAUGUUUAGCUCCAACCGAUCAACAAAAUUCAAUGUAUCAGCCAGUGAGUGACAGCUAUGCCAACAGUAACGGUAUUCCUGUCGUUCCAGUACCUGUUCCAAGCAUGAAGGAAUCAGCUGAUAUAGUGAAUUUCCACGCGAAUCAACGUUUACGUUUGACUCAAUCAACUCCUGGCAGCCCACAAGAGCAUGGACGACCGACUUCAUUCGAUGUGAUUGGUUCAGCUGAGAGUCUUGUUGGACGAGUUCUUGUUGAACAGGGACUUGGAAAAUUUUGUGAUCCCGAUUUUAUUCGAUAUACAUCGCGUGAAAUGCAAGAAGCUUUAAAUAUGACCAGUGAAGAAAUGGAUAUGGCUGCACAUCAGCUCAUACUUCAAAAUCACUUGGCAAAUUCCUAAAUUGCCUAGAAUCAUUGUUCCGCUUUAGAUUGAUAUAUAAACUAUUUGGUAGGAUGAAAAAUAUAAAUAUUUUUAAACACCAUAAAUUUAAUACUGAUACACAAAAAUUGUUUCAAAUAUAAGUGCAACAAAAGAGAUGAAAUUUAAAAACUUAAAAAAAUAUAUAAAUAUUUUACUCUUAUUGGAAAUAAUUUUAUGUUGCACUUUUAUUUGUAAAAAUUUUAAAGAUAGUUUUUCAUCCCACCGACUUACUUAUUAGAAAAGAGUGUCAUAAGAAUAAUACUAAUAUGUGUGUUGUAAAUAUUUGGCCCAACCAGUCACUGCUAUUUUUCUGUUCGAUCAGUUUUCGACUUUUUGCUAAUUCAAACUCAGAAUAAACAGAACUCUUAUCACCAUAUUUUUUUCCUAUUUAUAAAUAAUUUUCCAAAUACUCUUCAUUUUACGUGUUUAGUAUUAAUUGAAUAAUGUAUAUUUUAAUUAAUUUCAAAAUGGGAAGUUGUACAGAAGAGAUUAUUGAUUUAUGUCAAAAUCAUAAAUUCUAAUAAUAAACUCUCUUAACUUCAAAAAAUAAUAAUUUCUUCGACACAGAUAACAACAAAGUAAAAUAAAAACAAAUAAAUCAAACUUAUUCAUAGUCUUUUAAAAUAGCAUUUUAAAAUUAUUGACGCAUGCUGCUCAUUAACAUCAUAAAUAGGAUACUCGUAGAAUCCAUAUUUUCUAUUUAUCCGUUAAUUAUUUAAAAAAAACCUAACUUUAAAAAAAAAACAAAUAUAAUGCAAUCAAAAACGAGGUCAAAUAAUAUAUUUUAAACGAAAUAAUAUUAAAUAUUGAUCGAUAGCCUCAAUAAUAAAAGACCAUUACAAUAAAAUAAUUAACAUUAAAGGAAAUGGAUAAAACCGUUUACCUUGAGAGCAUCACUCAUGAGAGUUGCAAAAAUAAAAAGAAUGAAAAUCACAUCACAGUAUAAGAGAUUUAGUUAUUUGAGAAGAACAUAUAUAUGUUGAUGUCAUAAUUAUCAUUGCUUUUUUUAUUUAGAGUUUUUAGAUAUGCAUUGCAUAUUAUGCAAGCGCAAAUAAAUUUGUUUUGAGAUUUAUAUUAUUUUCCAACGAUGCAUCAUUGCCUAGAUAUAUGCUUUGCAUAAAAAAGCAUAUACAUAUCUGUCUGUAUACGGUCACACAGAGCUGAUGCUUUGUGGCUUACGUAGACUUCAGCGUGUAAAGGAACAGAGUGACGGUGCUGUGUUGUGUAUAACGUAUAUCGUGCGUGUGUAUUCAAUAUGUUAUACGCCACACACAACACAGCUCCGUCGCUCUGUUCCUUUAUACGUUGCAGUAUGCGGAUAUUUUUAUGCUGCCUAUUUUUAUGCAAAGCAUAUAUCUAGGCAAAGAUGAAUCAUUGUUAUUUGCUGUAAAUAAUUGAAAGAAUUUAAUGUGAAUGUAUAUACAAAAGAUUGUGUUUUUAAAACGAAUAUACAGAGGAAAAACGUACCACGAUAGAUUAUUGACCAAUAUAAGUAACAAAUAAAACACAUUUGAUAUAAUAUAUAUUACUCAUAUUUAGAAAUUAUAAUCAAAA
This is a messenger RNA of Contarinia nasturtii (swede midge), 1999 nucleotides long. RefSeq names its product voltage-dependent calcium channel type D subunit alpha-1-like. The record is from RefSeq and is a predicted model, not a curated record. Lineage: Eukaryota; Metazoa; Arthropoda; Insecta; Diptera; Cecidomyiidae. Bases 59 to 424 code for a protein of 121 amino acids. The transcript is spliced from 3 exons.